AUGUCGGAAAACAAACGGCUGAUGAUGAUUGAAACACAUUUGUCAAAUCAUUUGAAUUUCAAUACCAAAAAUACAUGCCUAGACGAAUACAGAAAAAGAGAAAGACCUUUCAACUCUGAGCAGCUUCGUGAAAUGAUAUUCAAUCCUUUUUACACCGCAUCUAAAAAAAUAUGAAAUGCUAUAAAAGACCGACCAGAUUUAUUUAAUCGUUUGAGGAGUUUGAAACGAGCAGAGAUGCAUUGAGCGAAAGAGCCCACAAGCGAAUGACCUACCUCUGCAAGAAGUCAAAAACUAGUAAAGAACUCAACAGAGCAGACUCAGACUUAA
Molecule: messenger RNA, 327 nt
Organism: Blepharisma stoltei
Lineage: Eukaryota; Ciliophora; Heterotrichea; Heterotrichida; Blepharismidae
Source: the annotation of a GenBank genome assembly